GCGCAUGCGUAUGACGGACGUCCUUCAAGGAAAACCCGACAGAAUUUACCCAAAUGUUUUCAUAAAUAGUCUUGGUAUGGUCCUAACAUAAUCAUUUGUAUUAAGUUCAUGUUAUUAGUUGUGGGUGUACUUCAUAAAUUAAAACCCUAUGAUUAGUCAGUUGACGCGUAAACUAGUAUGCUAGAAGAAGGCACUGUCGCAAACGCGAACGAAACGGAAUACGGCAAGAUGGAACACGUUGAGCGGUGUGGUUGAUGGUCUUCACAUUCCUCAAAAUAUGAAGAAAUUGUGCAAUUGUGUGUCAGACACCUCUCAGAUAAGUAGAAUAAAUAAAUUAACGUUAGAUCGAUGAAGUUUGAUAAUUUGCCUUGUACGUUUAGCAGCUGGUUUAGAAUCGGAUAUGUUUUUGGCAGUUUGCAAAAAUAAUUUGUUCAGCUGUGUGAGAGGACACGUACCUACCCUCAACUGUAGUAAUAUUGCUGUCACUAAAUGGCCCAAACUGUUCAAGGGUGCGUCAGCAGAAUGGUGUCAGAAAGCGAGAACAGAUCUGAAUUGGCACCAUCGUUUAAAACAAAAAGUUUGCUCUCUUGGACAAUGGUGGAGGUUGGCGCACAAUGACAGGCUACAUGACCGCAAGUCAACUUUAAACGGCGAGGGUAUUAGUUAUCACUGUCAGGGCCACGCUUGGCCCGUCUCAUUUACACCGCUGCCAAAAAAUCAGGAAAGUUGUGUAGCAUUAAAGACAAGGACACGCAAUCUCACAUCUUUGACUGUACGGUCAAAACCUCCAGUGUGUAAAUAUAACCUUCAACUAUUCGAUUCCACUCGUGUUUUCAACGUCCGAGUUCCACUUGCAAAUUUACCUGUUCACUCUGGAGCAAGAGGUUUCUGUUGUCCCCGUCCAAAGAAAUCCAUUUUGGACGAAGAGCUAAACUCAUCUCAACAGGAUUCAAGGGAAAGUGCAUCUUGUCAGCAAGAUGCUAAGCCUCCAGCCCCUCACCACGAACAUUUUCAAUUCAAAGAAUUGUAUGAAAACCCAUGGACGAUACCCAACUUUCUAUGUAUGGCCAGGAUUAUGUUGGCCCCAGUGUUGGGUUACUUGAUAGUCGAGCGCUACUUUCACAUAUCACUUGGCCUUUUCAUGUUAGCUGGAGCUACUGAUUUGUUGGAUGGCUGGAUUGCACGUAAUUGGCCCAGUCAGAAGUCUGCUCUAGGUAGUGCUCUGGAUCCUCUUGCUGACAAGAUCCUCAUCAGUGUUCUCUAUGUCAGCCUGACCUAUGCCAACCUCAUCCCAGCCCCUCUUACUGCUCUGGUCAUCUCCAGGGAUAUUGCCCUGAUAGCUGCCGUUUUCUAUGUCCGAUACAAGACUGUUCCACCCCCAGUCACUCUCAGCAAGUUCUUCAAUCCCUGCUACACCACUGCUCAGUUGAAGCCAACUUUCAUAAGCAAGGUGAAUACGGCUAUUCAGUUGCUCUUGGUGGCUGCUUCCGUGGCCUCCCCAGUCUUUCACUAUACAGACAGUCUGCUGCUGCAGUCUCUGUGGUACAUCACGGCGCUGACGACUGUAUCGUCUAGUUACAGCUACUACCAUUAUGGUAGGAAGACUGUUAAAAUAUUGAAUCGCACCAAGUAAUUGCAUUGUCAUGGAGACAACUUUGACUCGUAAGCAACAGCAGCUGGGAAAACAUUUGGAUAACCAGGCUGAGAAAAUACUCGGAUUAGAAUUUUGAAACGAAGACAGUCUUGUCUCACCCCUGAAGAUCCAGGUCUUUUUAUAGUACUUUGAUUUGUACAUUGAUUUGCUUACUGCAGAACAUGGAAUCAUUUUUUUCAGUGUAAUGACUAGCAACUGUUCAACUGAUUGGUCUGCUGCUCAUUUUUUAAAUCCUGUUUUGGAUCAUCCGUGGACAUGUUUUCUGAUUAAAACAAACUGACAUAAUCAACACAAAUGAUGUCUCACUUACAUUUGUUAAUGACCUGUUUGUGUAGACAUGCAAUCAAUGUUAUACUUUUUUGAGCUAUGCACUUCUUGGGUUCAUUUUUAGAAGGAAGUAUGGGAACGAUACCUAUGCAAAUAAGUUCUCAGGAACACUGAACUUCAAGGUGAUCUUUUCCAAGAAAGGAACAUAUAAUUUUUGGAUAAUAAAAGUUGAAAGCUCAUAAACAUUGUCAGUGAGUGAUUCAGUCUUCAAAAAUGGGUACACACAAGACUACAUUCCUGUAAUGCUAAACUCUUAUUUAUGCAAUCCCUCUUAGCAUGUAGAAUUCGUCAUAAGGUUGGGUGCAGAAAAGCGAAUGGAUCUCCGUAGCAUUGGGCUCUUGGGGAGUAGUGGAAAGUUGUGUGCCAUGCCCACCACCACAUGUUCACUGCUGUAAUUUAGCUUGAUCCUGUUUUAUGUAUUGCUAUGAUAUGAUGCUGGCUGUUCUUCUCCAGAGGAGGGGGAUAUACCAUGUUAUCUUUACCAUCUAGUUUCUGAUCUGUUAUACAAUUUCUUUGAUCACGGAUGCCAUGUAGAUGUGAUGAACACAAUGCAGUAAGACUGCACAGCUCAGUGAACAUGUAGCCUAUGACCAGGUGUAAAACUGGAUUGUCUAUCAUCUUCUGGAAAAUAAAACAAUAUAACCAAAUAUAAUCUGUAAUUCACAAUUUUGCAUAAUACUGCACUUGAAGGGAAUGUAAUUCAUUUACUGAAUAAAGUUGGACCAUUUUAGCCCAGUA
Molecule: messenger RNA, 2719 nt
Organism: Alosa alosa (allis shad)
Lineage: Eukaryota; Metazoa; Chordata; Actinopteri; Clupeiformes; Clupeidae
Gene: crls1
Product: cardiolipin synthase 1
Exons: 7
Coding region: 401-1633 (410 amino acids)
Biological process (GO): cardiolipin biosynthetic process
Cellular component (GO): mitochondrion; membrane
Molecular function (GO): cardiolipin synthase activity
Source: RefSeq, a predicted model, not a curated record